AUGCGAAAUUAUAUCGAAAACAUGGCUCUAUGGGCGGAUAUCACUGAUCCACAACGACAUUUCGAGGUCGACGUACCUGUAAGAGCUGUCAAAGAACCAGUUUUGCGGUCUGCCAUUUUUGCAUUCUCAUCUAGGCAUAUCGACAGGCAAAGGGCAGGGGAUACAGCGGAGGCCUUACAAUAUCACAACCAUUGUCUUCAAAUGCUGAUCCCGGCGCUUUCUGGUGCUCAGGAGAAUAUUACGGACGUAAUUCUGGCUGCAGUAGCAAUCCUCCGCGAACAUGAAGAAAUGGACUGGGAAGACAACCAGUUCCACCUCACCGGAACAACACACAUCCUCAACUCCGUCUCAUCGUUCGGCUCGUCUGGCGGCUUAGGAGAAGCAGCUGCAUGGCUUUGUCUUCGAGAAGACAUUUAUGUCUCGCUAACCGCGCAAAAGCCACUUCGAACGAACUUGCAAAAUUUCAUCCACUCGGACAUAUUCCAAAGAGAUGAUGAUUUUGCCUGGGCCAGUCGCAUGGUCUUCCUCUUGUGUAAGGUCCUCAAGUGCGCAUUCACCUAUGAAGCUUCCACAGCAUAUUUGGCGCUUGUACAUGACGUCGAGCAGGAAGUGGAGGGAUGGUUUAAUACGAAACCGCAUACGUUUAAUCCCAUCCGAUUUAUCCCACGUACACAGCGACGGGACCAGCGGUUCCCCGUUAUUUGGAUGUUGUUGCCAGUUCACGUUAUUGGUUUGCAAUACUAUCAUGUCGCCAAGAUUGUGCUUGCUGUUUCGGCUAGCCCAAGCCCUGCUGUGGGAUAUGAAAAUUUGAAGCAUUUGCGGAAUAUUGAGAGAACAAUUCGGAAUCACCUUCUAGUCGUGCUUGGCCUGGCAAGAUCAAAUACCAAAGCGGAGAAUGCACUCUUCACAGCUCGCCAUAGCUUAGUGUCUUGGGGCUGGGUCCUACGUAACAAAUUCGACCAAGAAGCCGCGGAGAUUCUUCUGCGGGACAUGGAAGUGACCACCGGAUGGAAUAUGACUGGGUUAAUUCAGACCUUGAGAGAACAAUGGAAUGAUGAAGAUUCUAAUCAUUGA
Aspergillus chevalieri is the source of this 1074-nucleotide messenger RNA. RefSeq lists its product as uncharacterized. The record is from RefSeq and is a predicted model, not a curated record. Bases 1 to 1074 code for a protein of 357 amino acids. The transcript is spliced from 6 exons. NCBI's taxonomy places the organism in Eukaryota, Fungi, Ascomycota, Eurotiomycetes, Eurotiales, Aspergillaceae. Gene Ontology annotation, biological process: positive regulation of transcription by RNA polymerase II. Gene Ontology annotation, cellular component: nucleus. Gene Ontology annotation, molecular function: DNA-binding transcription factor activity; transcription cis-regulatory region binding.